Molecule: messenger RNA, 891 nt
Organism: Olea europaea var. sylvestris
Lineage: Eukaryota; Viridiplantae; Streptophyta; Magnoliopsida; Lamiales; Oleaceae
Product: transcriptional regulator SUPERMAN-like
Exons: 1
Coding region: 83-823 (246 amino acids)
Source: RefSeq, a predicted model, not a curated record
UCUAUUUAACCUCUCUAUUCACCUUUCUUUGUUCAACAUUAUCUCUUAUCAACUUAUUAUCUUAAAUGUUACUACUAGUAUAAUGGCUGCCGAGCUUCAGUUUCUAUCCUUGAAUCAGCUUCAGUCUGAUAAUAGUACGAGUUUUGGGUUUCUAUCCUUGAAUCAGCUUCAGUCUCAUAAUAGUGCGAGUUUUGGGAUGUGGAACAACGACAACAGUAAUAACAAAAUGGCGCAGCCCGUUCGGGUGACUGUUGAAAAUGAAGACGAUUCAUGGGAAGUGCGAGCCUUCGAGGAGGACAUCACUUCUGGGAACCAAAUGGGAUGCACCUGGCCUCCGCGCUCAUACACUUGCAACUUUUGUAGAAGGGAAUUCCGAUCCGCGCAAGCCCUAGGUGGUCACAUGAAUGUUCAUCGACAGGAUCGUGCUAGGCUUCACCAACAACCACUUCUAAUUCCUCCUCCUUCUGCAUAUACUUUUCCUAAAUCUCCUAAUUCUCUAGUUCCAACUCAAGAAUUCUUACCGAAUGGACUUUGCCUUUUCUAUUCAUUGACUAACCCUAAUGGUGUAUUUACACAAAAUUCACCUGAUCUCGUUUCAGUCUCCCCUAAUUAUCCUCUACCUAUUGAUAUGUCCAGCCGGGCAGUGCAUAGCAUGAAUUCAUCGCUACUUUGUCACGAGUACUCGAACAAAACAGAACCUUCAGCCUCCAUUAGCAAUGACAAUACAAACCAAGGUAACCAGAUUAACCAGAGCGACAAAGAUUCAGCCAUUGAAGAGCUUGAUUUAGAACUGCGUCUAGGAUGCCGAUCACCGACUCCAUAACAGUCAAAAAGAAAGAUUAAAGUACUUAAUUUCUUAUUUCUGUUUGUAUUACAGGUUGCCCUUAAUUA